Molecule: messenger RNA, 2995 nt
Organism: Apis laboriosa (Himalayan honeybee)
Lineage: Eukaryota; Metazoa; Arthropoda; Insecta; Hymenoptera; Apidae
Product: clavesin-2-like
Exons: 6
Coding region: 1637-2650 (337 amino acids)
Cellular component (GO): membrane
Molecular function (GO): phosphatidylinositol bisphosphate binding
Source: RefSeq, a predicted model, not a curated record
UUUAAUUUUGAUUCAUCAAAAUUCGCAAUUGCCUUUUUUUUAAAAUUAAUUUCUCCUGAUAUCUUAUAAUAUCUCUCUACGUUAUAAAGUAAACCUUACUCGUAUAAUAAUUAUUUGCAUGAUAAUUCAUUCAACGCGUAUCAAAUUUUAAUCACGUCGCGUGAUGAAGCAGUUCAAUCGUUUUUCUCAAUGUACUUACUUCGUCAAACCGAUGUCGCAGGAAUUUCAAGUGCCAAUUUGUAUGCCGACCUUGUUUUAGGAGGUCAGAAAUUCUAGAGGCCAAGGAUACGGGAACAAAUUAAUAACAUUGAAUCUGUAGAAUAAGCACAUAUUAAAAUGUAAUAUUUUCAAAGUCAUCGAAUCAAUCAUAUUUUAUUUACUUCGAUAAUUAAUGGAUUACGUGAUUAUAUAAUGUAUUCACACGUUUUCAAAAAUCUUUUGUUCUAGAAAUUUAUUAUUAUUUGGAAAAAAUUUAUCAAAACCUAUUUGCUCUGGUGGUGGUCUUCCAUUUUAUUGAUUUUAAAAUAUAAUAGAUCGAAGAAUCGAUCGCAAUGUUAAAAGAAAAAGCAAUUCAAUCGAUCUGUUUGACAUAAUGCUUUCUGCGUAUGGGGUGAAUGGCUUUCAGUAUCAGAGAACUUCAAUAGUAAUAAUACGAUAAGUAGUACUUUCUAUGCGGAAGUGGUUUAUUUCUCUGGUUACUCGAUAACCUAUUAGUAUUACGCUCAUUAUAAUGUACAAAAAAAUCUUUUGCACAAAAUUGAGACUCGAAUUCGAAUAAAUAUAAAUAAAUAAAAUCGUAUCGAUGUAAUAUAUAACAAAAAAAAAAAGGAAGAAAAUUAUUAAAUAUUCAUCUAAAGUGCUUUUUCCCUUCUUCAUUUCAUAUAACAUUCCAAACUGUCGAAUCAAUGAGUUAAAAAUAUUCCUGUAUCGAUUUUGACCAAGAUCGCAAAUUAAAAAAAAAAAAAAAAAAAAGAUCGUUAGAAAACAAUAAGAAGGCAAAAUUGAAGAAGCAAAUUGUCACUCGACAUUAAGUGAAACAUCAUCGAGCGAGUUGGUCGAUCUCUUGGUACAAAAUCGAGGAACAAAGAUGGACGCGCAACUGGCCGAUUACAUAAUCGGAGAAAGUGGUUGCGAAACUAGUCACUCACCACAUGUUGCUAUCACGGAACACGUAACACUUCGGUGGUAUUCGUAGGUACUUGGUCGGGCAUUAUAUCAUAAAGAGACGAAAUUGUUAUGUCAUGAAAUCAACGUUAACAUUACUAUUGACUAAAUCCUUACGAAAUUACGGGAGAAUGCAUAAAACGAUCUCGCGUUACGCGAUCAAAAGAAAGUGUGGUUACUCGUUUCGAAGCAAAACAUUUCUUUCUACAGCUGUGUCGCGGUAAGAUGGCUUUGAAUAUCGGGGGAGCAAUGUCAGCUGUUCCUCGAAGAUAUCGUAUAUAUGAUUUUUUUUUUUUUUUUUUUUUCUACUUAAAAAAUAUCUGGAAUGACCUUGACACAAAUAUCGAAAAUAAACUUUACGUAUAUAAGAGGAGAAUUUCAGAAAAUGACGAAUGAUUUUUUUUAGAAUCUCGAGCGAUCGAUAAGUACUUUAAUUAUCGAUAAUUUAAAAACCGCUUGAAAAAUUAACGAGAUGGGAACAGCGGUCGAAUGGGUAACAGCGGAGGACGCGUACGAGUGCACCCUCUCGAAGGAGACGCAACAACUCUCGAAGGAGGAGCUGAGAGAGGAUAAGAAUACCAGAGACCAAGCCCUCGAGCAAAUACGUAACUGGAUAAAAUUGAAUCCGCGUAUUCAGAAUUGUCGUCUUGAUGCGCGAUUUUUGUUAAGAUUCCUAAGAUGUAAAAAAUUUAACGUCCCAAUGGCGGAGGAAGCGAUCGAGAGAUACUUGCUGCUGCGCCAGGUCUACCAUCCCGCAUUCAACAAUUUGGACAUCACGGAACCAACGAUGGAGGAGCUGUUGUCUUUGGGAUAUCUAUUCGCUGCACCCGGACGUGAUGCUAAAGGCCGUCGUGUUAUAAUUGCCAGACCAGGUGUCUUUGAUCCGCAUAAGUACACGAAUGCUGAUAUGUGUAGAAUUCACGCAAUCACUUACGAGUGUUUGAUGGAAGACGAGGAAAGUCAAGUACGAGGUUUCGUUCAUUUUGCCGAUGGUGCCGGUGUUAGCUUUCCGCAUUUGACGCUCUUCACACCCAAGGAGGCUGUUCGUAUCGUGAAAAAUGGCGAGCGAACGAUACCGAUGCGACAUAAGGAAGUUCACGCGAUUAACACGCAUCCAUCUUUAAAAUUUGCCCUCGAUUUUGGUAUGUCACUGAUCUCCGAAAAAAUAAAGAAACGUGUGAAAAUUUACACCAGCCUCGAAGAAGCGAUCAAUCACAAGAUGGACACGAGUUUAUUGCCUAAAGAGUACGGUGGCACAAUGCCUAUGAAAGAAAUGAUUGAAUUAUGGAAGAAAGAAUUGCUCGAUAUGACGCCAACGUUGUUGAGCCACGAUAAAAUGCGGGUGAAUUUGGAAUUGUACUCGGAAAAAGCUCGAGAAGGGGCGGUUUCAGCUUUGAAACAAGGUUUUGGGUGUUCCGACAUUGGGCCCAACGAUUCGACCAUGUACGGGAUCACGGGUUCUUUCAGGAAACUCGAAGUGGACUGAAACGCAUUAUUCCAUUUACGCAUAACGCAUAACAUGUAUCAAUCCAGUUGGAUAUUCUAUUGUAAACUUAUUCUAUUGGAACAAUGUUAUCAACUUUUUUACAAGUAGUCAUUAAACGUGAAAUCUCGUUAAGAUAUUACUGGUGGAUAUAAAAAAAGGCAGUGAAAUUUCGAUCUCGUUAAUGCAAUGUAAUUUUGCGGCCGAUUAUUUUAAAGAAAUAAUUGUAUAAGUAAAAUUGUAAUGGAUUGACUUAGGUUUAUUAUUAUUAUAAGUUACGUAUUCCAUUGCAUUCUAGUUAUUUGUAAAUAAUAUUUGGAAAUAAAUAUAUAUAUUUUCUUACACUUA